CUGUUAGCUCCAUGGUUAGCUCUGUUAACAUAGCUCUGUUAGCUCCAUGGUUAGCUCUGGUAACAUAGCUCUGGUCAUGGUUAACAUGGGUUCUUAUGGAGACUGACUCACUUUUGCAGCCAGCCUCAUGUGGACAUUUAAGGAACUGCAGGUUGUGUCUUCGCAGACACUGAGCUUUCUGAUUGGUCCUUUGGAGCCAUGAGUCCUGGUCAUGUGACCUGACUGCUAACUGUGUGACUGUGAGGCUCCUCAGGGGGGCGCCAGAGCAGAACCAGAACCAGAACCAGGAAGGUGGAUCCUCUGGGACACCGAAUGCUCACAUGAAACUACAUGUUUAUUCAAUUUAAUUCACUUUCACAGUCGGACUGUGUUCUGGUUCUGAUCCGGGUCCAGCUCUGAUAUUGUGUGUGUGUGUGUGUGUGUGUGUGUGUGUGUGUGUGCGUGUGUGUGUCAGGACGUCGUUUGAAUUGUAGAUUCGGCAGCAGGCGGAGCCGGGUUGGACUGGUACCGACACCGGACGUGCCCUGAAUGUAGGGGCCCGGCACGGACGGGCCCGGUACGGACGGGUUCGCUCGGUGGAUUCUGCAGGGACUCUCCGCCUCCUCCUUCCCCGCGCAGGGAGCGCGCCGCGCGGCUGCGGGAGAGGCGUGACGCGCCCGAACCGCAUCUCCAGGAUGGCAGGUCCUCCUGAUGGGCCCUCGGCUCUGUUUAUCGGACCAGCGGCCCUUUGAGGACGAUGGACCCUGUGAACCCCCCGGGCCCCGGCUCCAGGACCGGGACUGGGAUGGACUCCAGAACCUUGGCAUGUGGACGCACACUUGCCGUGAUCCUACUGGUGGCCGGCACACUGGUUUCCAUGGUAACACCCAGCUCACCUGCUGCAGGCGUGCUGGACUUGAACCGGACCGUAGAGUCUCCGUCACAUCCUUCCUCACCCUCCUCACCCCUCAGACGCCGGGCGCCGAGCCCGCCCUCAGAUUCUGGUUACCACGGUAACAGCGGCAGUGCUGGUUCUGCGGAGGACUCUGACUCCGGCGCUCAGGGGAUCCACCUCCUCCUGAGACCUCCAGACCUCCUGUCCCCCAGCCUCCCUCCACCCAUCCCACCACACACUCAUCCCACCCUCACCCCUCCUCCCCCCUGGGAGCAAGGCCCCUCCCUGGAGGAGGCCUGGGGCUCUGGAGACUACCUGGAGACACUGUCCUUCAUGGUGCCCGAGGGUGAGGAGCUGGCCCUGGCCACGCCACUGCCGAACCACCCCUAUGACGAGGACGAUGGGGGAGACUGGGUCUCCUACGACACCGCCUUCCCCACCCGUCCCACCCUUCCCCUCUCAUCCCGCCUGCCACUGUCGCCCUCCUCCUCCACCCCCAGCAUUCCUCUAUCCACGCGGCCCAUCCAUCCGGACGUCUUCCCUGCCUGGGACGAGGACUACGACCUGGAGGACAUGAUGCCUCUGGAGCCGACAGAGCUGUUGCUGCCGGACAUGAACAGUCUGGAGUACUACACCAACCUGCUGGCCCGAGAGAGGGAGAGGGAGAAGGAGAGGGACCGGGUCAACCGGACUGACUCCAAACCACCCAUCACUCCCACAACAACCCAAACUCACCGUUCCCCUCCGUCUCCGUCCCCGAGCUCCGGUCCUCCUCCAGGACAAGAGUCCAAACAACCCCCCACGAGACCCACCCCUCCCCUCACCCAGUCACCUACCCUGACGGGUGAGGAGAAGUCAACCACCUUCAAACCCCCCUCCACCCAACCUCCCCAGAAACCCAGGGACCAUGCCACCGUCCCAGGCAGACACCCGCUCCGUCCCCCUUCCAACACCACUGGCCGGGUGCCUCCUCCUCCCCCGCUGGGACCACCUACCCGCCCUGACAGACCAGAGAGGCCUCCGGUGGUGAUAGAGAAACCAGCAAAGGCUCCACCCACCAGGACCACCACUACCACAAAGGUGACGACCACGGCCACCGCCAUCACCACCACCACCCAGAUCACAGCCAUCAGCCUGACCAGAGCUCCACCAGUCACUACACCCAGAGUGGCCCAGACUCCGCCCACCAGACUGUACCUGUGCAACGUCACCAAACCUGAGAUGUACCUGGUCAGAGUAGUCAGUUCAAAAGGUUCGUCUGCAGGUUUCACUCAAGUCAGAGAUCUGCUGAAGAGAGAGUUCAACCGCUCAGUGGAGCUCCAGUUCCUGAGAACUCCAUCCAGUUUUGCCUUCAGAGUUGUGUCAGGACCACUGAUCUUCACCGCAAUGUCAGUCAUCAAUGCUCUCCGCCAACCGCCACGCAGUGCUGGUCCCAUCCCCACCGUGUCACCACUCUACGUCAUACCUGACCUCAGGUACCAGGUCCACUCUGUGCUCCAGUUCGUCCCCGCCCACGUCGAUGUUAGAGUCUGUAACUUCAGUGAACGGGUCGAGAGAGGGCUGAUGAUGGCGUACGCUGAGUCACGGAGACGAUCACACGAAUCAGGAAACGUCACUGUACAGCUGUUGAACAUCACCAUGGCUGUGACCCGAUGGGCGGCAGACCAGAAGGUUUCUGUUGACAUCACCUUUGCUGUGCGUGAUGGGCGGGACUACCUGCCGGGGUCAGAGGUCAGCGAACACCUGAGGAAGCUCAGUCUGGUCGAGUUCAGCUUCUACAUCGGAUUUCCAGCCCAGCAGAUAGCAGAACCUUUCCAUUACCCGGAGCUGAACACAUCUCACCAUCUGCGCUCCACGUGGGUCCGUACAGUGCUGUUGGGAGUUCAGGAGCAGAUGGUGGCUCAAAGAAGCUUCAAAGCUCGACUGGAGAGACGUCUAGCUCUGCUGCUGGAGGAAGGACUGCAGGUGUCCAGCAGGAGGCGCUCCAGGAGAGCUACAGCUGUGGGCAACAACAGUCUGCAGGUGGUCCGGGUGUCAAGGCUGUCUGGAGUAGAGCGCCCCCUAGAGGUCUUCUACUUUGUGGAGGGUCCAGGUGGAGAGCGGAUACCUGCUGAGGCGACAGCAGCCACACUGAACCGCCUGGACCUUCAGAGAGCCGCCAUCGUCCUCGGACACAGAGUCCAGAGACCACUCGCUCAGCCUGUGGAGACCCUGUCUGUCCCCCCAGCGGAGACUCAGAGCAGCAGUAUCUGGCUGAUUGUGGGUGUGGUCGUUCCUGUCCUGCUCGCCGUCUUCAUCAUCAUCAUCCUCUACUGGAAGCUGUGCGGCUCGGAGAAGCUUGAGUUCCAGCCCGACGCCAUCAACACCAUCCAGCAGCGUCAGAAGCUUCAGGCUCCGAGCGUCAAAGGCUUUGACUUCGCCAAACUUCACCUUGGUCAGCACAGCAAAGAUGACAUCAUGGUGAUUCAGGAGCCCGGCCCUCUGCCCGCCCCCGUCAAGGAGGCCACACCCUCUGACGUCGGAGACCUCAACACCCCCAAAUCCAAAGGAUCGUCUACCAAGGCGGCCCGGUCCGGGCGCCGCAGGGGCAGGCUCAGCCCGUCAGAUGGCGACUCGUUAGGCAGCGACCAAUCGAGCGGCAGAGAAUCAGCAGAAGAAAGUACUCGACCUGUGGCCACGCCCAGUGAGGGCAAACAGCACAGGAAGACGCCCAAAAAUGGGAGGAACAAGAUGAGUAGCGGUCCUGAUGAGCUUCUCUCCUCGUCCUCCAUCUUUGACCACGUCGACCGUCUGUCCCGCGGUUCAUCUGACGGCACGCGUCGCCAGGCCAACAAGGUGCAGCUGAUCGCCAUGCAGCCACGCCCGAGCCCACCGCACGCCCCGUCCCAGCCGAGCCCCACCCUCACAGAGAAGGUCAACACAGAGGUGGCGCUCAGACACAAAUCAGAGAUCGAGCAUCAUAGGAACAAACUCCGACAGCGUGCCAAGAGGCGGGGCCAGUGCGAGUUUCCCUCCAUGGACGACAUCAUGGAUGCGUUUGGAGAUGGACCGGUGCAGGGCGAUGUCGCACAGCGUCUCUACAGCUCCGCCCACGACCACAUGGAUUGCAUCCUGCAGACUGACGCCGCCUCACCACCCACACCCACCGACUCCAGGAGGAGAGGGAGGCGCUCUCCGCGGGGCCGCCGAGUUCAGCCAGGACCAGGAAGUUUACCUGAUACAGACAGAGACCGGCUACUCACCGACCAGAGUGCCACCUACAGGAAGUACCCGGGACUCAACAACGUGGCCUACAUGUCGGACCCUGACCUGCCGCCAGACCAUGGGAGCCCCUCCCCCACAGAUGAGGUGUUUGACCCUGCCCCGGCUCCACCGCCCUACAUGCCCCCCCAGCCGUCCAUCGAGGAGGCGCGGCAGCAGAUGCACUCUCUCCUGGAUGAUGCCUUUGCCCUGGUGUCGCCGUCCUCGCAGGGCAGCGUUGGGGUGAGCGGGGUAAGCCCCGCCCCUCCCAGCCCCUCCCCACAGGCCCGCCCUCAGGGCAGGCAGUGGGACUCUUACCCAGCAGCCCCCUCUCACAGCCCCUUUUCUGCAAGAUACGCAGAGCUCGGCAUGUCUCCCACGUCAGUCCAGGGCCUGCUGCAGAGGCAGGGCCUGAGCUCAGGAGGUUAUGUUUCUACUGGAGACCAGCUGCAGGAGUCCGUUUACUCCAGCAGAGGGCAGUAUGAGGACCCCCCCUCCUCGUCCAGACCUCGACCUGUAGGGGGCAGCACAGGUGCACAGCUCCACCACCUGACUCAAGUGGGUUUGUCAAGUCAGAUCGGUGCAUACCCCGGAGUGGGUCGCAGCAUGUCGGGUCCUACUGGCUCCAGCUGGAACCAACAGCACUCGGACCAGGAUCUGUCCAGACCAGGAGCCAGCAGAGAGAGUGUGCUGUCGUUUCCUGAGUUUUCCUCUUCCUCUGUUUUCCAGAUGCCCAGCUCCUCAUUGCGGGAUCCGUCGGCUCCACCUCUCCUACUAACUUCGCCGACACCAGAAUACCCGCCGGAGGACGCCUCACCCUCAGCCCACACCUCAGCCUCCCUAAUAAAGGCUAUCAGGGAGGAACUGCGACGUCUGGCUCAAAAACAGGCUGCAGUGACGAGCUACCCUUAGACUGGUUUGUAUCAGGACUCAACCGGUUUCAACCAUUCCUGUUUUAAGCCACUCAGAGUCUGUAACGACUGGAUUCAAACCAUAAAAAUAAUUGAUCUAUACUCUGGACUCUUCUGAGAUAAUCUACGUGUGUGCCGCUAAACCCAAAAUAACACUGGACACCAUGAUCCACGUCUGCAAAAUCACUCACUGAAAGACCUCCGGUACUUAACAGGGUCACGUCUGUCUGUCCGUCAUCCUUCAGCUCUGUGUUCAUUGGAUGGGAGUUUGACUCCAUGUUUCGACUGAAGUGCUUCCUACCCCUAACCCACUUCUGGAGCGACAAUUAACUCCUGAAAUUCUGGGCUGGAUCAUCAGGAACGUCCCUCCAGAUCUUCUGGACCAGAUUGUCCCUCCUGACAUUGCAGGAGUGGACGGUACCUCCUGAAAUGUGGGGCAGAUAAUUCAUUCUGAUCAUCUGGAUAAGAUCGUUUCUCCUCCUUGAGUUUUGGAGCGGUUUGUCCCUCGUGAACUUCUGGCGUGUCAGAUUCUUCCUGAACCUCUGGAGCGGAUCAUCUCUUCAUACCUUACAGUGAGUUGUUCCUCUAAAAAGAUCGUUACUCCUGAAGAUGGUCCGUUCUAACCCACUGGGCCAUUCUGAAACAAAUCGUCCCUUCUGACCAUCCAGGUGGAUCGUCCUUCCAGACCUUCUGGACUGGACGGUUGAACCUCUAAGUGGAUGGUUCACCCCGACCUUCACGAGUUGAUUGCUCCUCCUGAAGUUCUGAAGUGGAUUGUCCCUCUGGACCUUCUGUGGUGCUAACUGUCAGCUUCAUACCAUCUCCUCAUUGACCACUUAUUGCCUUCCACACUCCCAUCAGCCACAGGGACCAGGUCUCUGUUCAUAAACCAUAUCAAUGAGGUCUUUGCACUGUCGACAGCUGGAGGCGGCGUACAGUUCCUACAGCAAAGGAACGUAAAACAGGAAAAAAAGAAUAUAUAAAUAUAUCUAUAAGAAUGAGUAUAAAUAUCUGUAAAGAGAUAGAAUCCCAAUGAGCACAAUAUUAUUGUAAGAGUUAUUAUUGGAGUAUUGAGAUGUUACUUAUUUUUUAUUGCUUAUAUAUCAAAGUAUACUUUAAAUCCUUUAUUUUGAUCCAAAAAAAAAAGACCAAACUACUGUUCUAUGGUUGUAUUCCUCUUGUGUUUGAGCUCGCUGUAGAUUUUGAGCUGGCGCUUGUUUCUCCGUGGAGACGUUGCUUAUCGUAGCUGCUCGUGUUUAUGUAUCGGUGGCAAUGGAAAAAAAAAUUACAGCUAAUGCAUCGCUUUGAUAUAAAGUUUAUCCAUCGCUGAUUCGUUGCAUCCAUCAGUUCGUGGGCAGAACGCUAUAGAAAGUUUAUCACGUGACAGCGGUGUCUGUUUCUAUACGGAAGCAGAGAAUGAACACCAAUCAUUCAUCACAACCAGGACCUGAAGCUAAGGCUGAAACAGACACAUCAGCGCCCCCUGCAGGCUGUAAAUAAACUAAUGUCAUGUUAUCAGCAUAGCAGGAGGUUGGAGGUAACCUAAAGACUACGUCAUAUCUAUAUAACAAGGCAAACAAAAAAGAUCCAGGACAGAAAUGUGGUGCAGAUGAGAAGCAGUAGCUGCCUCAUCAGCGCCCUGUGAGGCUGUUCAUUAGAAAAGUAAACUGUUAGAUGCUCAGCGCCCCGUUUAGUCCAAAGUCUACAAGUGUGUGGAGGUCAGGACUUUUAGGUUCAGCCUUUCUUUUCAGGUGCUGGUUCUGCUAGGUGGCUGUUUUCUCCACGGUGUUGUGAAGGAGUCGGUCGGGUUCAUUCGUCUCUGCUCUCUGAUCUCCUUCAGCAUGUUUGACUAAGUUCGAGGCUUUAGAUACUUGUGAUGUUCCAGUUAAUGUUAGCAUGCUGCGAAAGAUGUUAAAAUCAAAAUUUAAACAAGAGUUGUUCCACAUCAAGUUAAGAGUGAGCAAAGAGUGCCAUCAAACCAUCGUCCAUCCAAACAGAAAAAAGACGUCAUGAAACAUUGUGUUUUUGUUUCCAAAAGAUAUUUUUGAAUCUAAUAAAGAUGGUUCCAGUCAACAGUGUAUCGAUGAAAGUGGAUAUGGUGUUUAAUAGAAACAUAAUAUAUAGAAAAUAUUUUAUCUCUGAUUGCUCUGCUGAACGGACUCAAAGAUCUGCCCGGCAACACAUUCUUCAUGGACCAGAAACUAACUGCAGAACUCUGGAAACUUUCUGAUUGGACCUAGCACCUGUCAGUCAAGCUGUAGGACUUGGCCACGCCUACAGAAUCACAUGGUGCUAAUUCAAAGACUCUGGGUGUGUCUGAACGCAGUCAGAUCACACAAAACAACUGAAAUCCUGCAGAAACUCUGAUUCAAGCUGCUCUCUGCAGGUUUCACAAACUCCUCCUGAAUGUUUCCUUCAGUGUUUUCUAGACUUUCACUUUCUGUGUUUUCUAGAUCUGCGAUCCUCAGUGAGAAUCCAGCAGACGACUGGUGACGACCUGCCGACGUUUCCUCAUGACAAAACUAAAGAUUCACACCCAGCUGGUUUCAACAUGUCCAGACCGCAAACAUCAUAAUCCUCUAACACAAACAUUUAUUUAACAAACGACUUGUGCAAACAAGAAGUCACUGUCGUAUUUGCAUGCAUCAGGCCUCUGGUGCAAUCAGCAGAUAUCCAGAGGACAGAUAUUUGGUCCAAGACUUCCUCUGCAGUCUGUAGAACUUUUAAAACGUUUGUGAAAAGUUAAAGCAGACAAACGAUUGGCCGCUCAAAUAUUAAUACUCAGAUUACAAACCAAAACCAGAAAACUUCCUGUGCCAAACUCCUGAUCCCUCCAGAUUCUUUAACUGAUACUAAUAAUACUAAUACUAUAUAAACCUUUGCAUACUAGUGACAUUCUGGGGCAACCAGACUUGGUUGUAGAUCCAAGUCCACAACCAAGUCCAGAGAACCAGACUGGACCCUGAGCAUCUGAACAUGUCCAGAUUUAAAUAGGUUGCUGCACCAUGAAGACAAAACUGUUCUUUAAAUAUCUGAAUAGAAAAAAUGGUAGAUACCAGAGUGCUUCAGCAGUGUUCUAGACUCUAGACUCAACUUUGCACCUAAAUACAAGAUCCUGGAGGACAUCCCAGGUGUAAGACACACCCACGGGGGUUGACCCCGGGGGAUCGCCCCCCCAACACUGGUCAUUGCUCUGAAACCAGCUGAUUUCUGAACCAUCAGUUGGUCUGAGUCGUCAGUUUUGUCAUGAAUGAACCUCUGUGCAGGUUUCGAUCUGGUCGAACCACAUUCCUGUUGUCCGUCUUUGGACUCUGCUCCAACACGCACCUUCACUGAGUUCACCCAGACCAGGUGUGGUCACCUGAGUCCAGGUAACUGAAUGAAGCUGCAUCGAGGAAACAGAGCCUGAAGUUAAUUUAAUGUCAAAGUGUGACAUGGGAACACUGCCAGCAGUCUCACCUGUUCACCAGCAGCCAGGUGAGUGUCAGGUCAGCUGAUCUGUGUCACAUGACAGGACCUGUGUAUGAGCUGCUCCCUGUGGUGUUUCAGUUCAGAAAGAUUGUGUUCACAAACAUUAAAGAGACGCGUUCAAA
Messenger RNA from Larimichthys crocea (large yellow croaker), 8618 nucleotides. RefSeq names its product UPF0606 protein KIAA1549. The record is from RefSeq and is a predicted model, not a curated record. The coding region runs from base 737 to 5026 and encodes 1429 amino acids. Lineage: Eukaryota; Metazoa; Chordata; Actinopteri; Sciaenidae. The transcript is spliced from 21 exons.